AUGUCUAGUAUUACAGGAUUAGUUGAAUGGGCAUUGGAAAACGGUGCUCAAAUAGCUCCAGAAAUUGAAUUCAAAGAAGUUGGCGAGUCCAAUAUUGGUGGUGUUUAUAAGGAUGCAAAUAAAAAGGAACGAGUUUUGCAAGAUGGAAAUUCAAUAAAACUUCCAAUUAAAUUGGCUAUAACUCUUUCAAAUGCUAUCGAAUCGUUCAAUAAAGAAGACGGAACUGAUUUUGAAGACGUCAGUUCCAAGACCCUGAACACAAAUUCCGUGCUUAAGUUAUACUUAGCCCGUGAAAGAACCAGUGAGCUUAUUGAGAAAUCUUUUCAUAAAGAAUAUUUAAAACUCUUACCUGGCUUUUCCCAAAUGGACUCACCAUACUUUUGGGAUGCCAAAGAUAAAGCUUAUUUAAAAGGUACCAAUUUGGGCAAUUCAAUCAAGGACAAUCUUGGUCAAUUAGUUGAAGAAUGGUGGCAAAUGAUUAAUCAAUUACCAGAAGGAAUAAAGAAACCAACUCAACAUUUCGUUAAUAUGAAAUUCUAUUAUGAAUUCAAGUUUUACACUGACGAUGAUUUGUAUAAAUAUUUUGUCAGUGACGAAGACGUUGAGAAUUGGACUAGUUUCGCCAAUUACUUAUGGGCAUCAAUGAUAUUGAAAUCAAGAUCUUUCCCAGCAUAUUUAUUGAAGGAUAACAUCGAGAGUAAACACACUUUCAGGGAUGAUGAGGUGAUGUUGUUGCCAUUAAUUGAUUUAUUGAACCACAAUCCAAAGGCUUUAGUCCAUUGGUCAGUGAAUAAAUCGGAUGACCAAGCGUAUUUCAAUUUCAAAGCAGACCAGGAUAAUGAAUAUCCUGAAGUUUUCAAUAACUAUGGUCAAAAGGGUAACGAAGAAUUACUAUUGGCCUAUGGAUUCGUUAUUGAAGGUAAUCCAGCCGAUACUACUGCUUUGAAAAUUAAGUUACCAAUUGAAUCGUUACCAGGUUUGGAAGAAAAGGGUGUAAAAUUUCCAAAAUUAUCAGAUUAUACUACUUCAGUCAUAAGAAAUGAUGAAACCGAAACUGGAAAGGACAACUAUAAACAAUACGAAGACGGAAUAAUUUUUUUCAUUUCUCGUACCACUGUUCCUGACAAUCUUAUACUACUUUUCCAAUGGUUAGUUAAGACUCCAUGGGAGAAAUCCUUAACUCUUAGAAUGAAACUAGCUGGUAUCAAUCAAUUACGUCAAGCACUUGAUGCAAAAUUGAGUAUAAUCAAUAACAUCAAGAUUCCAACAAAUGAAAAUGAAUCAAAAUAUUAUAAAACUAUUGAAGUUUAUAUAAAGUCUCAAAGGGAAAUUUACUCUGGUAGUAUUAAAAGUUUGAAAAAACUUGAAAAAGAACUAUUAGCUGAUUCCAAGAAUAAGAAAAGAUUUGUUACUUUGAAAAAUGUAUAUAAAAAAGAUAUCAAAUUCCAAAGAUCAUUGACUGUGAGUUUAGGGGUUAUUUCUUAUGACACCAUUGUUGAUUCAGGCUUGCAAGAUCAAGUUUGGUUGCUUUACUUAAUUCGUUGUUUCAACCGUGACAGUUAUCAAGAAGAGCAAGAAGAUGAACAAUAUAUUCCAGAAUGGAUCACCAGAGCUUUUAAAAAGAUGCAUGAUGAAACUGAAAUGAGUGCACAAGACGUGGUCAAUUUCAAAGAGUUAUAUCAGGGGUUAAUAAUCCCAUUGAACUCAGCAGUUCCAGAGAUUUACAAUAAGGGUAAAUGGACAGUUAAAGAAUUAUAUGUUAGUGGGAAGUUAUUAGAUAUAAUUGGAUUUGUUAGAGGUAAAGAACAAGAGACUAUUUUGGUAGAACCAACCGAUGGAGAACUCGAUUAA
This is a messenger RNA of Hyphopichia burtonii NRRL Y-1933, 1851 nucleotides long. RefSeq names its product protein-lysine N-methyltransferase. Lineage: Eukaryota; Fungi; Ascomycota; Pichiomycetes; Serinales; Debaryomycetaceae. Bases 1 to 1851 code for a protein of 616 amino acids. The record is from RefSeq and is a predicted model, not a curated record. Gene Ontology annotation, molecular function: protein-lysine N-methyltransferase activity. Gene Ontology annotation, biological process: peptidyl-lysine monomethylation. The transcript has a single exon. Gene Ontology annotation, cellular component: nucleus.